This is a messenger RNA of Olea europaea var. sylvestris, 1056 nucleotides long. RefSeq lists its product as uncharacterized. Bases 466 to 951 code for a protein of 161 amino acids. The transcript is spliced from 5 exons. NCBI's taxonomy places the organism in Eukaryota, Viridiplantae, Streptophyta, Magnoliopsida, Lamiales, Oleaceae. The record is from RefSeq and is a predicted model, not a curated record.
UCCGUCCUUGGAUAUGUAUGUCUAAGGAAAAUUUGUUGUUGACUUUAUUAAUCCCAGGUCCAAAGCAACCUCGAAAUUAUAUAGUUGUGUACCUAGAACCACUAAUAGAAUGCUUAAAGGAGAUGUGAAAUAUUGGUGUUGAAGUAUAUGAUGGAUUUACUAAGUCUACCUUCAAUUUGAAAACUGUGCUAAUGUGGACAAUUAAUGAUUUUCCAGCUUAUGGGAACUUAUCAGGAUAUCCUACGAAAGGCGAAGCAGCAUGUCCAGUUUGUGGGUUAUCCACAUGUGCAAAAUGGUUGACAUGUAGUUGAAAGUUUUCUUGAUGACAUAUGAGAGCAUGUGCAGCAAAAGUUUGAUGUCGAUGCUUGUCAUAGAAAAUACAUCAUGCAAAAAAUGGGAAAAAAUUGACGAGAUCAUCGAUGUAAUUUCCUUAAAGCAAUCAAUAACAAAGGAAAAUCAAUUGGCAUGACACGAGCUGCUGCUCUCCUCAAGCUCAAUAAUGUUGAAUCAAUGGAAGAAUGGCAAGCAUUUGUCAAAGAACGCAAUUCUCGAUCAUAUAAGGAAAAGAAUGAAAGAUUCAAAAAGAUGAGAGCAAGUCAAACCAAGUUGUAUACAACAAGAAGAAAGGGUUUUACUUGCUUAGAAGCUGAAAUGCGUGCUGAAAGUGAAGAUCCUGAUUCAAUAACGAGAGAUGAUGUUUAUAUUCGAGGACAUACGCGAAAAAAUGGUGAACCUAUUAACGAAUCAGUUGGGGAAACAUUGAAUAAAAUAAAAGCAUAUUCGGAGACGGUUUUCUCUCCAAGUAAACACUCACUUGAAGGUGAUGGUGGUGCAAAAGUAUUUGGUCCAAAACGUCCAGGACGGGUAAGAGGUCUUGGUUUCGGUGCGACUCCUUCAAAGUUGAAUGCUUUGGUGCACAAUCAUAACUUGCAAACUAAGUCUAAGAGUUGAGAGAUUAAAUUAAAGAGUUAAAAGCUUUAUUUCAAGUGAAGAGUAAAAAUGUUGAACAAAAAGAUAAUGUAAAUGAAAAACUAGAAUCAAUGAAUAUUAUUCUAA